AUGAUACCGGACCCAGGUGGAGGAGAAGAGGAGGGUGCAGUAGAUGCUACGCAAGUCCGUUUUCACAGUGCCGGCUCUCACCUCGCUGUGGAGCACACGAUGGACACCGUCGACAACGACGGUCGAACUGUCGUGACUGGAAUCACUCUCGGUCGUAAGUCACCUUGAUAUCGUGCAUACAUCAGUUUGCGUUUUUGCAUAAACUAUCACUGAAUCACAUAGGCGUUAAUUUUUUAGAUUCAAACGCGUGAGAAAACAUUUCAGUUUUAUAUCCCGCGUCUUGACGCCCAGUUUCAUUUUUGAAAAAAACGUCUGUUAGCCUACAGUGGGAGAUGGUUGAGGCACGUUAGCCAAUCUGAUUGCAGUACGGAAUAAGCAUCUCCGAUGACUUCUGGGAGUUUCGCCAUAGGGCAGGUGUGUUUGAAGCUCUAUUAUCAAACAGUUCGGGAUCAACACCGGGGUUAAUUAAACGGUUAGAUGGUAGUUGGUAGCCCUUCCGGCACCGAAAACCCCCAGCUACCUGACUUACGGUACCGGUGGUAAUAGGGGCUAUACGGGUGGGGCAAAUGAGUGGAGGCGUAAAUGGCGCUUGUAGAAUCAGUGGGCAGGUCUACCAACUACCAUCCUGCCAAAUAAACUUGUGGCUGGGGGAUGGGGACAACAGACAAUAGGUCAUAGGACAGUACUCACCAUCCAAAUCAGACUUGUGUACGUCGGUGUUCCUCCAAUAUUACGUUUGUUAUAAUGGACGUUAUGGCCUAAAAACUAGCAGCCAUAUCAGAAAUGGGCUCUGACGGGCCUGGUGACCAAAAGCGUUCCUCUGCCGUAUAAAUGUCAGCAGUGAUGUGGAAAUACUUAAUGUCAUAAAUCCAUUUUAUAACGUCUCCACGACAAUCACCAGUUAGAAAAAACCUUGCUUGACCUUACUUAGAGUUAUAGUUUUUUUUUCAAAAACGGUAACAGUGAAAGUUAUCGUCUGCGUAACGCGCUUAGCGGUUGUCGGUCCACAGUUCUUUCAGCAAACGUUGGAGGAAGUUGAACUGAACAGUGACCAGCGUGGAAUGGGAAGCCAGCCCAUCGGAACAGAUUCAGGCAAUAUGCCGAAAAAAAAACCUCUCCCAGUACGGAUGAUCUUGUGCUUAGCCCCUAACUACAUUUCCAUGGGUAGGUUCCCCAUUAUCAAGACGUUUAAUACAAAAAAUAUGAGCAAACGUUCAGAUAACUUUUCGGUUUUGACCUGAUCCAAUUUUGGUUUUUCUACUGCUUCAGCCUUUUGGCGGAUUUCUGAUGUGUUUGGCAGCUGCCUGAGUUAUAGAUCACCGUCUCGAGCGGGAGCCGAUCGAGUCUCUGCGAAGGUUGUGCGGUCUGGUAGCUAAUUUGUCGGCAUGUUGGGUGAGCCCAUUGUUAAGCAGUGUCCUAUUAUUUGCAAAUUGUAUUUAUAGCCACCAGUGCGGUUUCGUAUCCCGUGUACCGUCAUCUUGACGCGUGGAUCAGGUGAGGCCCGUACUUACAGGCAGAUCACCAGAGGGAAGCCAAGCGUUUGUCCUAACCAUAACCGGGUAGGUACGCUAGAGGAUCAAUCUCAGCCUCUACCUAAGUAAUCAGCCGAUGUACGUACGGUUUUAAAUCGCUCACUUUGUAAAUGACCCCCGAAGGACUCAUUGACUGUCCGUGGUAUCAUCCUCUCCUAAGCAACUUACAUACUCACACUGAGAUUUGCUUUUUCGAAGACUGCAUGAAGCAAAAUCAGGAUGAAACAAUUGUCCAAAGCGUUUUCAGAAUUUCAAAAACUGAACUUCAGUUACUAAUUUUAUAUGUCAUUAUUGCGAGUGUUCAACGGGCUUUCGGACGUCCAGUUGCGCACGUCCGGGCUGAACAGAGUAGGCAGAGUCCUUCUUUACAUAAAACUGUACUCCUUAUCUAGCAAGCCGUCAGCCAGUACCGGUAAUUUAACAUGUCCUGUAACAGUGGAAGGUAAAUUUCAACAGCCAAUGAAAAGGAACUUUUAUCAGCGGGACAUGGACAUAACGCAUCAUAUGUUAUGGGCUGGUACACAACUCCAUCCUAGGGGGACAGCAUUUUAAACCCAAUUUAGCUUUUCAGUAGUCAAUUUGGAAAGGGAGUCGCAAACUGGAACAGUGAUGAGGCAGUUCGAUUGGUUUUUCAUGGUUUCUUUUGCGUCAAUCACUACCUGGACGAUUAUUUUUGUGUCCGAAAAAAUUGAAUGAUCGCACACGUCAGAUAACCGGUCGCCUGCCUGCACUGUCCGUCUGUAUUUAUGUAGCCACCCUACUACAGCCUUCGUCGGUGCAGCCUCCGUGGGGCGUGGUGCAUUUUCUGAAAUGAUAAUGAUAGAAAGGAAGGACUGUUGAUUAAACCCUAGUUACUUGUGAUUUUGCAUGCUUCUACUGCACACGUAUCACCUCUGAUUAAGGAGCAACACUGAGGUUUGGACCUGCAAAAACACUCCUUAUCGCCCCUGAAAAUAGCUGAUGCAGGCGAAGGAAUUUCACAUCUUCGGUCGGUUCCUCACCUCAAUGCCCAGCAUGAAAUCCCCGAAUCAUGAAACGGUUACCGCAGGUACUGUGCCGCACCUGUUCACAUAAAUGUCAGGCUACUUUAGCUCAUUCUUCCUCGGCGACACGGCCGUUCUGAAGUUCUUCGAAGGUAGACUGGACGCAACUCCACAAGUGCGCCCUGGGUGAGGAUGCGUAUCAUCUUAGUAUAACUCAGCCAUACAGCAGCUGUUCUACCUCAUGAAAUGUUAGUCGAAAUUCUGAAAUGCGUUUCUGUUUCAGGAAGACUACUUAAGUAGGAUACAAAAAGUGAUCAUCAUUCAGCAUAAUUCUAUAAUGCAUCAGUGACCACAAGAUGCCAGCUUUCGAACGGACAUCUUUUCGGCUGAAUGCGAAAAACCACUCUGCAAAGACCACUACAUAGUAAGCAUGACUUUUUCUCAUUGAUUUUAGAUGCCCUUAGAAAUUUAAUUAAAUUUCCUGUAAAGUAUUCGUAAAAAUAUUCAUUCUCUUGCUCAUUCGGUAGAAAACGACGACUUCUUCCAAUUUUGCACUCGAAAGAAGGGCAUAAUUCGGUUUCAAACCCUUCAAUUCCCGAAUAAUUUUGAACCCGGCCUGCCGCAUAUUUUCCGCGUACGGAAAACCAUACAUUUCUCUAUAGUAUUAAAAGGAAAUUAUGUGUGGUUGAUACACUUUAGCAGUGGAUUCAAGCUAAAUUGUAAACUUUACAAACAAUGUUAGUAAAUGCAGCGACACGAUGUUUUAUAAAAUGGGCAUUUUGCGAAACAGAAAUCUCAUGGUAAAAACGUUUUAAAACGGAAUUAUACGCUUCCUUCACGUAUAAAAUUGGAAGAAGACGUAGGUUGUUACCAAAUAGGCAAAAAAUGAAUGUAUUUAUGUAUGUUUUACCUGAAAUAUAGUAAAAUUUCUAGUGGCAUCGAAAACCCCUGAGCAAAAUGCACGCUAUUUAAGCAGUCAUUUUUUGCAUAGUGUGGUUUUUGCAUUCGGCCGGAAAGAUGUUCUUUCGAAAGCCAGCAUCCCGAGGUAUCUCAGUUAUUAUAGACUGAAGUUGCAUGAUGAUUGCUUAUUAAACCUCAUUGAAGUAAUCUUUUCAAAGCGAAAAUUCAUUUCAGAGUUUUGGUUAACACUGAACUCGUGUUUUAAUUUUGCCGCGAGAUGACGCUCUCAGGAGUGUACAUAAGUGGGCCCGCUUACUCUAACAAAACCACCUACACAUCAGCAUGACAAACGGCGGAAGCCAUCGGAGUUCCCUUCAUAUGCUUGUAGGUUUCACCACUCAAUGAGGGCGUCCAGUCUUGGUGGCGAGCGGCGUGCAUUUCUGGCCUACGAUUCAGAGACUGAUUCGGUCAUGGAACCGAGUAAAUACGAUAUGAACAGCUCCGCAGUCGAACCUGUCAAAAGCUUUGUCUCAUCAAACGCCGUUUCGUCUAUCCAGCGUCUGAAUGAAAUGUUCCUGUAUUUAAACUGUCGCCAACCAAAGUCUCCUCCUAGUCUCCUUCCCCUCUUGCCCCUUCCAUCCCCUCCCAAAUCCUGGAACCACUCUUUUCAUCGACCAUAAUUAGGCCGAAAUACUCCGGCUGAAACCUGCCAAAUCGCCUGGCCCAGAUAGAAUUCGCGCGCUAACACUACGUAACCUUGCUGAUGAACUUUGUAAACCACUGUCUGCAAUAUUUCAAAAGUCGUUUGAAGAAGGCGAGCUCCCGGAAGAAUAGAAGUGUGCACACAUCACUCCGAUCCAAAAAGGAGGCUCAGGACUUGACUGUGGAAAUUAUCGUCCCGUCAGUCUUACUUACAUCGUGUGCAAAAUAAUGGAACUCAUUAUCAAAUGACCCUUGAUGCGAUACCUGGAAAAAAACAAAAUAUUGUUUGAUGUCCAACAUGGCUUUCGUCAAGUACGCUCCUGCAUAAUGAGUGUUCUAUACUCGCACAAGAAAUCGACAAGGGCUACUGAUAAGGGUUAUCCGGUAGAUGUCAUAUUUUUGAUUUCAAGAAGGCCAUUGAUAGUGUCCCACACAGGCCUCUUUUACGGAAGAUCUGCGAUUUAGGAAUUCAAGGAAAAGGAUAAGGAGUUUUCUAUCCUCCAGAGUUGGUAACUCUACCUCGGAAUGGGUAAAAGUGGAAAGUGAUGUCUCACAGUGGUCUGUUUUAAGCCCAGUCCUGUUUCUGAUUUAUGUUAGUGAUUGCGUCGGCGAAAUGGAUUGCGAGGCCUUCAUUUUCGCGGAUGACAUAAAAUAUGGAAUGACUUCAAGUGCGAUGAUGACGCAAAGAAUUUGCAGUCGAAUAUCGACAAGCUGAGUGUUCGGUCGAACAGAUGGGUUUUGAAGUUUAAGGUGUCUAAAUGCGUGGUAUUGCACCCAAACACCGAUCGAAAUGCCUCUCCCAAACAUCAUUAAUUUGUUAUCGGGAGGGGCAUUAAAAACUGCAGAAAGACACAGAGAUCUGGGUGUAUGGACAACUACGAAUCUACUGCUAUCAGAACAGUGUAAAAAUAUGGCCCAGAAGGCAACUAGUACUUUACACCGGAUAAGACGUGCAUUUAAAAUAUUCCCUCCUGAACUCUUCGAAAGACGUUUGGGCGUCCUUGUAAAACCUUAUCUAGGAUAUGGAAUGUCAGCAGCUUCGCCAUGGAUGAGGGAACAUAUUGACUUACUCGAACAGGUGCAACGCAGAGCAACGAAGAUGGUCGAUGGUUUUAAGACAUUUGUUUUACUAAAAGAGGCUGAAUGUGCUUGGCCUACCCCCCUCUCUUACAGGCAGCUAAACUUCAGUCUGCCCUGGACAUUCCGGAUUGUCCGUGGCCGAGAUUGCUCAUUAAGAACGAAGAACAUUUUUGACUUUGUCCGUACUAACCAAUAACGCGAUCAAACUUACAAAGUCAAGAGUGAAAGCACGUAUCUAGAACGUAAGAAAAUUUAUUCAGCCAGAAGUUUUUCCGACCAUGGGACUUGCUCAUAAGUGAGAUUGUGACGACCGCCACAGUUCGCAUGUUUAAGAGAAAACUUGCUUGUUUGAUUUUCGACAGAAACCGACUUUUGCAAUAUAAAUACUAACAGUCAGCUUUGUAAAACACUUUGUCCUAAACCAUUUCUCCCCACUGACUUACAUUGAAAAGAUGCACUUUCUUUUCAUUACGACUGUACUGGCAUCUGAUCACAUUGCAAAUUUUCACAACCUUAUUUUGAUUGUGAAUCUGCGAAAGCAUUGUGGAUAAAUAGGGUCAUGAAGGGCUCUGCCUCUAACCCCUCAAAUACAUACACACAAACUUCGGUCACUUUGACGGAAUUUUGUGAAGCCGUAAGAAAUAUUUAAUCAGUUCCAGUUAAAAAGUCCAAGCAGGAAUAGAAGCGAAUUUCCUCCAUUUUCCCAUAAAGUGCUGCUUACUCACUAUUCACACACCAAUAAUGCUUCUCGGUGUUGACGGGUUUCCAAUUAACUGUAUUUUAUUGUCUGGUCCACCCGUUCUGAAUUACUGAAUUCAAUGAUGCACGCUAGAAUGGUAGUAUUUCUUUUAGCAAAGUCAAAUUUAAGUAUUUGCUUUCCAGUGAGUUCAAGCGUCGCUUAAGGGACCAGUGGCUUCUUUCUUGCACGCCUGGAAAGUCCAACUGUGACCGUUAACUGACCAGAUUCCACUCAAUCCCAGGUCCAUGAAUCCAGUGAGGUUAAUUAACAAAACUUUAAAUUUUUUAAUAGUAGUCCCAUUGAUCAAUUAGUUCAUUUAACUCUGCCUCAAACAUUUCCAUUGGUGGCAUGACUUGAGCGUAGACGAAAGGGUCGUUUACUUAGCUUCGAAUAUCAGAAAGAGUAGAUUAAUUUGUUUGACUAUCUUGUCAAACUUUUCGUCUAGGUGCGAAGCGAUCGUGUAGUUUUUUCAAUCCGAUGUUUAAAAAAUUGAAUGAAUAUUUCUUUCAGAAAUGCGUUAAAAAAUAAAUUUGAAACGAUUUAAAUUUAAGUUGGUUUACGUAAUGUACAAACACUCCGCAUGAAAAUUAUCUUAUCCCUAGAUUUCUUUAUUAAUUACUUUGGCCAGUCGUUGAGUCAUUUGCUUCUUAUCAUAAGAACCAGAGCUCUCUUAAACUGUGGUAAUGUUUCUGGUAAUUAAGAAAAUGAAAACGUUUUCUGGAAUUCAAAUUUUUCCGUCUACAGCUGCAAAUUAGGUGCCUUGGCACUGUACUUCCCUCAAUAAUUCAUUCAUUCAAACGGAGACGCAUUUAUGAUCACCUAAGAUCCUAUAGGCUAGUCGGUCUUCCCUCAUUGCCUGUAAUUUGUAGGGACUUAGACAGCAGUCUUGUAUCAGGGAAGAAAAAAGCGAAGAAGCAAAUGCGUCUGAUAAUCACGUUGCUCUAGGAAAUUCUUAAGCUCUAAACUUGCAUAAGACUUGUUUAAACCUAAAACUAUCCGAUCCUUAGACAGGAUGGUAUUACCGACUGAAAUGACUAUUUCUGGCUUAUUAGUCGUUGUCAGCCAACCACACCCAAGCCCGAGUUGUGCAACACAUAAGGCUCGAUCCUGCGACCUGCUAGUUUGGAGUGCAAAGCCUCUAACCACUGGGCCACGGGGCCGUUGCCCCGUCGGUGUCGAUCGGGAAUAUACAAUGGUAGAGGAGCGCUCACCGAUCGUUCUCACGGAACUCACUCGUUCCGUUGUGCCUUAAGGGCUCUCUCUCCAGCCCAACCAGCAGCCGCACAGAGGCGCAUGAUAUAUGGGCAGAAUGGCAUUACCGACAAAGACAAGGGAGACUGGAAUGGCCAUUUCUGGUUUAUUAGCCGUGGUUAGAGGUGUGGACCUCUAACUAACAGGUCGCGAGUUCGAGGGUCGGAUGUUCCACACUUCGGGCUUGGGUAUGACUGGCCAGCGACAGCUAAUAAGAGAGAAAUGUCCAUUCCAGUCUACAUUGCCUUUGUCGGUAAUGCUAUUCUGCCUAUAUCAUGCUCCGCUGUACGGCUGCUGGUUGGGCUGGAGAGAGAGCCCUUAAGGCACAACGGAACGAGUGAGCUCCGUAGCUCUAACACUAUGCGUUUCAUUGACAGAACGAGUUAAAGAGAGCCAUGCAAUCUGGUUGGUCACACGCAGGUCGUCGUGAAUCAGAGUCGGGAGGAAGCUGAGGGACCGCGUGAUCUCCCUUUCCAGGCAAUAUUACUUUUAUGAUACAGUGAGCUUAAACUGGAAUAAAGGCAGGAAUUUGGAAAAACGUAAAAUUCUGUACAUUUGAGGAAACAAGUAAACAACCUGAGUAUGUAGGUACGACUAGUCAGAAGGAGAUUACAUCGUCAUAUAGGGGCUGUUUCGACUUUUUGGGCGAAAUUGGCGAAAAAAGAGCUCAAACAUCGAACUCGGGCGUGUGUAUUCUGUUUCCCAGACGGCAUCAGCGGCAAGCAAAUUGUAAACUAGAUGCUGUAGCAGUUUAGAUGAAAGCGACUACCAGAACACUGCAAAAGCUCUCUGCGCAAAGUUUAAGAAUUCAAGGGGAAAUCAAGUCGAGCCGAUUUUGCGGCCGAGCACAGGAUAGUGGGAAACGCUAGCGCACUGGGAGCGCGUUCCGCCUAUAGGAGUCAAAUUACUGACAGUCGGGUCUGACGUCGCCCUUCCCGAAUGCAAAGCCCUAUUUGCCAAGUUCUUUGUUGCUGUCUUCCGUGGGAACUUAUUUUCCUUUGAACGCGAGCUCUUUUAACUUUGAAGUGCCUCUCAAGAGUAAUUCGAUCAUCAAUAAACAUAUCACUUUGUGAAACGUGCUUCUAUGUGCUGAGUGGGUGGACUCUGUGUAGUUUCACCGUCUGAUGAGAUGUUAACCUUGCCGGACGGAAAUCGGCACGGCUUGAUCGGCACAUAUUUAGCCUUUUUUCGUAUAGAUUAACAAUUUUUCGCGGCGUAGUGACCACGUAGUUUGGUUUUCAAGAGAAAGGUAUUCCGACACGCACAUAAAUCAUAUGCGGCGAUUAAUUUUCGUCUUCAAAAUUAAGUGGUGAACAACUGACUGCUUUAAAAUUACCAGCCUGAAAGAGAUUUUGCUCCUAAAAAUGCUUGACUUGGAGCUAUGACUUAAACUGAAUGUUCCUCCCUGGGCUUUUUUCCUAUAAGUACAUCGUUCCAACUGUCAGGAGGUUUAUCGGAGUGUCAUUCUUUUCCAGGAUGACAGAAACUAGGGAUCUGCCUACCUCGUUGUCCUUCUCCACACUAGUAUUCCUUUACAUCAUUUUCUGAAGCUGGUAGUAAAACAAUUCACGUUUUAAGCCAAUCAAACUGCGAGAGUUUACAGAAAAGCAUGUAAGGCCUGCCCAAGGGAAAUCGUCUGUCCAAUUAAUUUUAACUCACUUCAGUCCUCCUUCUGUUUCAGAUCAACGUUCCGAGAGAGAGAGAGGGGGGGGGGGAUGCGGAAAUCAGGAUUUACAACAAGAAGCAGUGGAGUUAUCGAUGGUACGUAAACCGGCCUAAAGAAAUUUCUGUGGGCUAAACAUACUCGAAAAUAAACCGAAAUUUAAGAAACUGUCUACUUUCAGAGUGUGGAGGAGGCAAGAUAAACAGUUAAAAAAACGCGAGGUUGAACCCAGCAGAAACCCCUCCACUUUACCCAAAGAAAACCUCGGCAAAAUUUAUUGGCGGAGGUGUUAAGCAUAAAUAAUCAACUUCAAGAUUGUUUUAAAAGUCAUAAUAGCAAACAUACUUCAUUUUCGAGUGGCAUCUUUGACGUGUUCCACAGCAAAUGUUACUUAAGCCCUUCCAUUCUUUUACAACAGCCUUGAGCAAAUUAAGAUGACAAAUGAUCACCCUGUGAGGCGUCGGUUUCGCCAGGGCGCCCUUCCACCGGAAGAUGGAAGAACAAGGCGUAUAAUAUACCCAUAAGCCAAGCUAAGGGUUUUGCCCUCGCUAAAGGGAAAAUGUCUUUUUGUGAAAAUAUACCCAGCAUAUGACUAAAAAAACAGCCGCCCAGCUGUUUAACGCGAGGCGGGUGUUUGGUGGCGGAAAGAUCCAAAGACAAGGAGGGAUUUCGACAAUUUUUCACAAAUGUCAACUAGACCCAUUUUUUUCAUGGUUGCCGGCAGAAACGUCCGACUAGUUCGGAGCUUCCAGCUGCUCAGACCUGCUGCUAAACGGUUUGCAGGGGGACGAGGAGGACGAGAAGGAGGAGGAGGAGGAGGAGGAGGAGGAGGAGGAGGAGGAGGGGAAGGAGGAGGAGAGGGUAGCGCAAAUCAUCAGGGGUCGCACCCUGCAGAUCAAACGCGGCAGUACGCCAUUUGGCUCAUUUUAA
This is a messenger RNA of Spirometra erinaceieuropaei, 9780 nucleotides long. Lineage: Eukaryota; Metazoa; Platyhelminthes; Cestoda; Diphyllobothriidea; Diphyllobothriidae. The record is from the annotation of a GenBank genome assembly.